This is a messenger RNA of Dendronephthya gigantea, 1199 nucleotides long. RefSeq lists its product as uncharacterized. The coding region runs from base 4 to 996 and encodes 330 amino acids. The record is from RefSeq and is a predicted model, not a curated record. Lineage: Eukaryota; Metazoa; Cnidaria; Anthozoa; Malacalcyonacea; Nephtheidae. The transcript has 3 exons.
ACAAUGGCCCCGAUAACGGACGAAGAAAGAAGAUGGGUUGUUUUUGGACUAUGUUUAACCAAAGUUCUCACCCCUGCAUUGAGAAAGGUUCUUGCAACUGAGAUGCCCAGUUGGUACAACGUUUUAUGUCAGCCCCCAACUAAAAUUGACAAACAACUCUGUUCUGGAUACAAGAAGACUUUAAGCCCAUCCACUUUAAGGCUCAACUACAAAAAUAUCAACAACAAUCAUGUCUCCUCUCCAUAUGAUUACGCAGUUAAAGAUCCUUUGUCUUUGGCGAAGUUGUUUGUUCUGCCCCACAUGUGCAACUUCACUGGCUUUGACCAUACGAUGGAUCCGUCUGCAGCCUUGUCGUUGAUUUCUGAAGCUGCACCAUUUACUGCCGCUUCUCCUCAUGCAAAGGACGUUAGGAUAAACAGAAACGAAUGGGCGCAUUGCAACUUUGCUGAGUGGACUGAAGCAAAGUUUGGUGCUUGUUAUCAGAACAUGGAGACUUUACUAAAGAAGAUUAAUCUUUCAUCUGAAAAUAAGGAAAUAUUUUGCAAUGAGCUACGCAGUUGGAAAGAUAAAGAUUUUGACUCGUAUUUUGAUCAGUUGAACAUGGAACUCUUUACUUCUGUCAGAAGUGAAGUUCUUGAGUUAUUAAAACAUCCCAAAUCCAAUGAUAAUGAAGCAAGACUUAGCCGCUUGAUUUCUGUCCAAGGAAGGGAAACACAACGAAAGUAUUUUGACUCCAUUCAUCCUCCCGCCACCUUAACAACAACGUUGAAUGACCACCGCGGAACACUAGAAACACUGCUUGAAAGCGGAGUGAUCACGCCUGCGCAAAUGAAGGUAUUGUUUCCUCCAGUUGAAAUAUCAUCAUCAAGUGAAUAUGAUGUCCCACUGCUUGUCAUUUUAUUACGUAAUAUUUGUGGCCUCUACCCCCUGCUUCUACUGGAUCAUGGGACGAGAAUCCCCCGGCAGACGACAUCAGUCUGGAGGCUGACCUGGUGAGAAUUGAGUUUUAUAGAAACAAAGUUUUAAACAGCGACACUGAAGUAAGUGACAAUUAUUUUAAUACCUUUUGGGAUGAAAUCUCGGAUGCAUUGAUAAGAAUUCAUCAACAUCUCAACAAACCGCUCCCUACUCGAGAAAUUAAAGAGUUGAGAACAAGCCCUGUUGGUGAAGAUUCCUACAUAAUUUUCAAGAAAAUUGAA